GCAAAUCCAAACAAGCGGCGCAGCUUCAGUGUGUGCGCUCGCGGACGUGUGGCUAUGCUAACCACGCCCACUCGCCACCACUGACCCCGCCUACUCGCCGGUAAACCUGUUUGUUGUAAGCGGGCUGAGGCGCGAGCCGUACACUCGCUGCACAGACGCGGACAGCUGCGCGCGCGAGCGAAGCCACCGUCCCGGUUUAUAAACGGUAAAGUUAAGCGAGCGUCAAGUUCACAGGAUUUUAUCUGAGCGCGGCUGAAAGGAUUUUCUUCCUGAUAAGUGACUGAACACUGCUUGGAAGAUUGUGGGCAAGUUCAAAGCAGAAUGUUACAUUAAUGCGCUCGAGGCAGCAGAGGACUUAAAGAAAAGCAGCGGGCCUCUGGGAGAACAAGUGACGAGAGAGAGAGGGAAGAAAGACGGGAAGAGAAACAGAUUCAUAUACCCUGGGUGUCAGCAACACCAUGAAGCCCUUCCUCCAUCUACUACUACCCCUGCUCCUCUAUCUGCAGUUGGCAUCCUGGGCAUUGGCCAGUAACUGUCCAAAAGACUGUUCCUGUUCAAGUCCAGACUCCAUUCUCUGUUAUACACGCCAGGCCACAACCAUGCCUUCUGAUGUACCUGCAUCAACAAAAAACCUGUAUGUCUUCAAGAAUGGCAUUGAAACCCUAGACCAGGAAGAUUUUAUUAGGUUGGAAAGGCUUGAGAUGCUGGAUCUAAGUCAGAACAAGCUGAAUGAACUGCCAGAUCGUGUGUUUGAGCCACUAUCUUCCUUACGUAACCUGGAUCUUUCAUCUAACCAAAUCACCCAUAUUUCUCAGGAGAGUUUUGCUGGACUGGAGUUGCUGGAAAGGCUGUAUCUUCACAGCAACAGCAUUAAGAACAUACACCCUGCAGCCUUUGAUGGUCUGGAGCAGUUACUUGAGUUAAAGCUGUACAGAAAUGAGCUGACAACAGUACCUGCUCUUAAAAUGCCUCAUCUGCUUCUACUGGAUCUGCGGUUCAAUAAAAUCCCUUCACCAGGGCCAGCUGACCUUCAGACACCCAAAUUAGAAUCACUUAAGUUGGGUGGAUUAGGGCUGAGCACCCUGAAUCAGGAACUCUUGGGUAGCUUCAAGAACCUGCAUGAGCUGGACAUUUCUAACAAUCAACUAAAGGUUUUUCCUCGAGUGCUGUGGGAGGCAAGGGGCUUGGUCAGACUCAGUUUAGCUGGCAAUCCCAUGGGUCCUUUAAAGUGGGAACAUUUUGAGAACCUGACUGAGCUUCAGGAUUUGGACAUCAGCAACCUCAGCCUGCAGAGCUUGCCUGAUAAUAUGACCCUGCUCUUCCCUCACAUGAAAAAACUUACUGUUGCAGAGAAUCCCUUUAACUGCCUCUGCACACUGGCCUGGUUUCCCAGCUGGCUGCGUAAUAAACAGAUAUUGCUGGGAAGGACAGAGGAGACCCGCUGUCAUUUUCCACCCCGAAAUGCAGGAAAGGUGCUUGAAAGGCUACGACAUCAUGACUUUGGAUGCCCUACAAGGACUACUAUCAGUCCAGCUAAGACCACCACGCUGGCCCCACCUCUGAUCUCCACUUUGCAUAGCACGACACGUGCCAUUCCCCCUCUUAAACCCAGCGAUAAAACUUCUUCAGAGAGAGACAUUCAUCCUCUACCUCCAGUCCCAGCUUCCCCAAGCAGCAGCACAGGCUCAGAUCUGAACAUGAAUUUCUGUCCAUCCAAUAUCUGCCUAAAUGGAGGUACAUGUUGGCUGGAUCAUCAGGGUCACUUUGAGUGCACUUGUCCUCAUGGGACUUCAGGGAAAUAUUGUGAGAAUAGGGAGGAUUUGGCUCUACCUGAAAAUGUCCCUACAGCAACAGUCAGUGUGAUGUCUGAAAUCUUUGCACAAACGGUAACAAGCUCAUCUAUACUGCUGGAAUUUUAUCGCUACAUUGAGAGGCGUCCAUAUAUCCGUGGUGUCAAACUAACUUAUAGAAACCUCUCAGGAUCAGAUAAACGCCCACAGCAACUCAACAUUCCAGCCUCUUAUCCAGGCUACACACUGCGUGGACUGCUUCCUAAUUCUACAUAUUCCAUCUGUGCCAGUCCACUGGAUGAGCCCAGUGAUGUAGACAGUGUAUGCACAGAGGCUCAGACAUUAAACCAGCAGCACACCAGUGCACAAGUAGAGGAUCCACAGCUUACAACAAUGCUUGUGCCAGCAUUGGCUAUUCUUCUCCUGUUAGUGCUGGUGGCUGUUGCUGUUGGUGUAGCCUGUUACAUGCACAGAAAAAAAAGAGCACAAUUAAACCUGUAUUGUGACCCAUCACAAUUGGAAUUGGAGGGUGUUAAAGUAGGUUUGGACAAUGGAGCACUGCCCCAAAAGCAGCCAGACAUAAUGUCCUCUCAAUCAGCAGUGCAGAAAGAUUACUUGGACUAUGAGAUGCCACUCAUACAAGAUUGCUGUGUUGCAAACAACAUGAACACCGUAAAGCCAUCCUGAGUUUGAUACUUGGGGCUAUUUUAAAGCAAACUAAAGCUUGAAUUCUAUGUAUCUUGUCACAGUUUCAGCAGAAGAAACAAAAGACACAGAUUGAGGGAAAUGCUGCCUGUUUAAGUGUCUUCAAUCAAAACCAAAAAAAUUGUAUUUUUGGCAAAAAAUGUAGCAGAAAUUGAUGGUUGAACCAUUUAGGCAAUAUUUUGCUGAGAAGCCCACACGUGGAACUCAAGAGCAGUUGUACCUCGAAAAUGAAGAUGAGGACUUCUUUAGUUACUUAAAGACUGAUAAUUGUGUUGCUUUUGAUUGUGAGAUAUGAAGUCAACACUUUUAUGCAUUUUUAUGUAUAUUACUGUUUGGUUAGUGUGUGUUUUCUGUAUAUAAAUACAAGCUCUUCUUCCUUUACCUCUUGUGACUAAAAAGCAGACAACAAAAUCCCAAAAUCUUAGAAGAUUUAAACAUGCUUGUACCAACAAGUCAGUCAAAGGAUUGUUUCUGCAAAGACAGUCAGACAGUUUAAGUAGCUAAAAGUCAGGGUAGACAUGAAACUAACAAAAGCCCCUCUUAUAUUUGAGCCUAGAUUUUAGUCUCCUUCCCCCAAAGUGGAUCUCCAGAAACAAGGGUUACUAAAUUUAGAAAGAUAAACAUUCUCCUCAAAUCCCCAUCAGUGCAUUAAUUUUAUUAUCUGCAUCAGACAGGUGUAAAGGUUUGUUUAUAAAAAAUUUGUUUAUACUUUUCAUCUCACUACACUAAUGAGUAAAGAGAAAAAGGUAAAACGGUAACGGUAAAGAGAAAAAGGGACGGUAAAGAGAAAAAGGGACAUUAGCCGCAUAAUUCUAUGACUGUGGUGUCAUUUGUGUUCCACUGAUGGUACAUUUACAAAUAUGUAUAAAAAGUAAUGGUAAAAUCCAUUUUUAACAUAGGUAAAGUGGUAUAGCGUUUUCACUUUGAAAUAUAAUCAUUAAAACUUCAAAAAUCAUAUUAUGUUUGCAUUAAUAUGCAAAUACAUUUAACAUCUCGUGCUUGAACCUUUUUCACAAAUCGCCCAUUAUACUAGGUUGUGAAAAAUGUACAUUUUAUUUGUGUAAACUCAAGCCUGUUACCUAACACAUUCACCCCUAUGAAAUAUUUGGAAUAUUCCAUAAGUCACAUGCACAACUUGUAUCAUUUGCUGGGGAUCAUGGUAAGAAGAAAAUUAAGUUCUUUUGUGCUUUUUUUUCUCUUAUUUUCAAAUGAUAUUAUUAUAUUGACUCAGGAGAUAUCUUUAAACACACAACCAUGUGACCCAAAUUACAUCAUUAGAAUGUCAUUAGAAUGUCAUUAAAUGUCCCCAUGUCAUUAGCAUGCAAGCUACUUAACCACAUUUUGUCUAUUUGCUAGUUCUAUGCUAAAAACACAACCCUGGUCAGCAACAAAAUGUAAAAUUGAAACUGUUGACUGACAUUAGUUAACAAGUACAACAUUUUUAAGGGUUACAAAAAAUAUAUAAAUAAAUAAAACUAAAAGUAAAUGGCACCACAGUUGUUAAAUCACCACAAUCAAGUUAUCAAGUUAUUUUCCUGCUCAUGAUGUAACCUGUUAGUUAAUUAGCAGGUUGAACAGGUGUGUUAGAGCACAGAAACCACCAAAAUAUCUUAAUUGUACCUAAUUUUAAUGUAACUGAGUAUAUUACUUGAAUGAGACUGGUGAUUCUGGAUGGAAAGACAGUAUAGACACAUAUCAUCCCUUUCUAAAACUACUUGCAACCAAAAAAAUUAGAUGAAAGGAAGAUGUGUCGAAUUUUUUGGUUUGCCUCAGUGAGGAACUGUAUUAAUGUUUAACCAAUAGCUCUUCACUUGAUCAAUUUAAACAUUGGAAAUAAUAUACACUCAUGCGAACAUGGUUUCAGAUUGAGGAUUUGACUGAGAUGGAUAUGUCAUUUAAAUUUAUGCUGGUCAGUGGGUAUAAACAUUGAAACUGGAAAACAAGUGUGAACAGUAAGAAACAUUGAAAAUAUUUCUAAAUAUUUUCAAUAUGCAUGUUUAUGUUUUUCCCUAUUUUUUGGGGAAGCUCUUUAUUUGUGUACUGGUCAUUUAAAGUGUAUAUAUUUGUACAACAGCACUGUGUAAAAAUGCAAAUAAAUACCAAUAAAAAUCUAUAAAACAA
Molecule: messenger RNA, 4616 nt
Organism: Pangasianodon hypophthalmus (striped catfish)
Lineage: Eukaryota; Metazoa; Chordata; Actinopteri; Siluriformes; Pangasiidae
Gene: vasnb
Product: vasorin b
Exons: 3
Coding region: 459-2477 (672 amino acids)
Molecular function (GO): calcium ion binding; protein binding
Source: RefSeq, a predicted model, not a curated record